Messenger RNA from Paralichthys olivaceus (Japanese flounder), 682 nucleotides. NCBI's taxonomy places the organism in Eukaryota, Metazoa, Chordata, Actinopteri, Pleuronectiformes, Paralichthyidae. The record is from RefSeq and is a predicted model, not a curated record.
ACCCGGGCGACAUCACUUCCUGUUUGAGUUCCCAUGCGUGUUUUGUGGUUUUUCUGGAGGCCAACACGUUCCUGUCGCGUUUCAAUUUGUUGCAGUAAAUCGGAUCAUGGCCAAAGAUAAAUCUUUGAAAUCAGCAUCAAAACUUCCUAAGAAGAAGAAGCUCGGUUCAAAUGCUGACAAUGCUGAUACAGAAGAGACGAUGGAUGCUGAAGUGAAGGGGAAAAGAAGUAAACUGGAGGUAGAGGAGGCUCCCGUACAGAUUCCUCAGGAAACAAUCGCAGAUGAUACAAAACAGAAGAAGGAGAAGAAACGCAAAAAGAAACGAGCGGCAGAGGAAACACAGGCCGAUGAAACUGAGAUUUUGGAUCCACCCAGUCUCCCUGAGCCGACACGUGAGCUGGAGGGUGAGGAGGACCUGAGUCCCGAAGAGAAGCGGGUGCUGGAGAGGAAGAUGAAAAAGAUCCUGAAAAAGGAUGAGAAGAAGAGGCUGAAAGCUGAGGGAGAGACCGAGAAGAAAAGUGAAGCACCUGGACCCACGGCUCCUCAGCAAGCUUUAGAUUACCUCACCUGCUGGGCUGAGAAGCGAGCAGAGUGGAAGUUCCAGAAGACCAGGCAGACGUGGCUACUGCAGCAAAUGUUCGACUCCAACAAGGUAAUAUUCAGCAGUGUGGUUGUUUCUUGA